GCUGAGCUCACAUCUCCUGCCAAUAUGUCCUACAGCUGCUGCUCUGGAAACUUCUCCUCCCAUCCCCUUGGGGGCUACCAGUGCUUCCCAAGCUCCACCUGUGGCUCUUCUUCUCCCAGCAACCUGGUCUACCGCACUGACCUCUGCUCUCCCAGCACCUGCCAGCUGGGCUCCUCCCUCUACAGCGGCUGCCAGGAGACUUGCUGUGAGCCCACCAGCUGCCAGACGUCCUGCGCGGUGUCCAGCCCCUGCCAGACAUCCUGCUCCCGCCCGAGGGCCUCCACGCUCUGCAGUCCCUGCCAGACAACUUUCUCUGGGUCUCUGGGUUUUGGAUCCAGGAGCUGCUACCCACUGGGCUGUGGAUCCAGUAGCUUCAGACCCACGGCUUGCAGAGUCCAAAGUUUCCCUUCUUUGAGCUACGGAUCUCAGUUCUGUCACCCAUCCUUCUUGACUUCUAGGACCUUCCAGUCUUCUUGUUAUAGACCAAUGUGUAGAUCGGGCUUCUAUUGA
Messenger RNA from Suricata suricatta (meerkat), 510 nucleotides. Its product is annotated as keratin-associated protein 13-1-like. The record is from RefSeq and is a predicted model, not a curated record. Lineage: Eukaryota; Metazoa; Chordata; Mammalia; Carnivora; Herpestidae. Bases 25 to 510 code for a protein of 161 amino acids. The transcript has a single exon.